AAUCUGUCUGAAUCAGACCCAAUGAUAUAUAAUGGACAGUCACCAACAAGUUAAAUCUAGUUCAGAUUUGAAAUUAGACACAGGAGGCGGAGCAACGAAAGUCAAAUAUUUCAGCGCCAAAACAGGAGAAAUGAAAGUUAAAGUGAGUCCCGCCCUGCUGCAGAGAGAAACGGCUCAUCCUCUCUGAGAAUCAACGUUCAGAUUCCUCUUGUGUUCACCAGGAAUAAAGCACGGAUCCUGCGAUAUGUCUUCAGUCGUCAGCCUCCUCUCUGAAGAGCAGUUUCAGUGUUCUAUCUGUCUGGAUGUGUUUACUGAUCCAGUCACCAUACCAUGUGGACACAACUUCUGCAAGACCUGCAUCACUAAACACUGGGAUGUUAAAGUCCCGUGUGAGUGUCCCCUGUGCAAAGAUGUCUUUGAAAAACGUCCUGAGCUGCGAGUCAACACGUUCAUAUCUGAGAUGGCUCGUCAGGUCAGGACAUGGUCUGUAAUCAAAACCAGCAGCUGCUCAGUCCAGAGAAGUUCUUCCUCUGGAGAAGUUCUGUGUGACGUCUGCUCUGAGACCAAACUGAAGGCCCUGAAGUCCUGCCUGACGUGUCUGGCCUCCUACUGUGAGACUCACCUGGAGCCUCAUCACAGAAUCCCAGGCCUGAAAAAACACAAGCUGAUGGAUCCUGUGGAGAACCUGGAGGACAGAGUCUGUAAGAACCACGACAGACCUCUGGAGAUGUUCUGCAGGACGGAUCAGAUGUGUGUGUGCCAUUUCUGUAUUGAGUCAAGUCACAAGACACAUGUCUUUGUUCCAAUGAUGGAAGAAUACAAGCUGAAGAAAACUAAACUGGUGAAAUCAGAGGCUGACAUUCAGCAGAGGGUCCGGGAGAGACGACUGAAGAUCGAGCAGAUCAAAUAUUCGGUGAAGCUCAGCAGGGAGGAUGCAGUGCGAGAGAAUAUAGCCAGUGUGCAGGUCUUCACUGCUCUGAUUCGGUCUGUGGAGGAAGGUCUGGCUCAGCUCCUGGACUUGAUUGAGGAGAAGCAGAAAGAAACAGAGGAACAGGCUGAAGGCUUCAUCAGAGAGCUGGAAGAGGAAAUCUCUGAGCUGAUGAAGAGAGGUGCUGAGAUGGAGCAGUUCAUACACACUGAAGACCACCUCCAGUUCCUCCAAAACCUCCCCUCACUGAGCCCUGCUCCACCCACCAAAGACUGGACAGAGGUCAGAGUUCACUCAUCGUAUGAGGGGACUGUGAGGACCGCUGUGGCUCAGGUGGCAGGAAAACUCAGGGAGGAGAUGGUUCAGAUGUGUUGUGAUGUUGAUCUGAAGAGGGUCCAGCAGUACGCUGUGGACGUCACUCUUGAUCCCGAUACCGCAAGUCCCUAUCUUAUCCUGUCUGAUGAUGAGAGACAAGUCAAGUCUGCUGAUACACAAAAGAACGUCCCAGACUACCCGCAGAGAUUCUCCACUUGUAACGGUAUUUUAGGAAAGCAGAGUUUCUCCUCUGGAAGAUUUUACUACGAAGUUCAGGUUGGAAGGAAGACUGACUGGGAUUUAGGAGUGGCUCGUGAAUCAGUCGUCAGAAAUGGAAAAAUCCGAUUGUCCCCACAGAAUGGCUUCUGGACCAUGUGGCUGAGGAAUGGAAAGGAGUACAAAGCUCUUGCUGGUCCUGGUAUUCUUCUCGCUCUGAAGUCGAAGCCCCAAACGGUGGGGGUGUUUGUGGAUUAUGAGGGCGGUGUGGUUUCUUUUUAUGAUGCAGGCACAGGAGCUCUCAUCUACUCCUUCACCGCCUGCAAAUUCACUGAGAAACUCUUUCCAUACUUCAGCCCCUGUAGUCCUGGUGGUGGCAUUAACGCUGCGCCCCUGAUCCUUCGUCCUCUGACCAGACGCAGAGUAUCAUUUGAUUUCCACUGCAAUGAUCAGGAAGGAAUUAAAACCAAAAACUAUGAAUAUAAUCCAAUCUAAUGAGCAGUCACAAUUCAAACAACAUAGGGAAGGUAAAUCCUUAGGGCCUUCUCAACCCCCCCCAAACCCUCUCCCUACGUACAGAACUACUUUACCUGGAACUAAAAGGUUCCUGUGUCCCCAUUGUUGUCUGCGUUUCGACCGCAGACAACCAAAGGGAGAUCGCACAAGAAAAAAUAUGUUCUGUAAUGUGAUGUUAUGUAAGGGAUAAUGUAUGGUUAGCAGGUGGUUAUGGGAAAUACAAUCCUGGCAGGGUGAGACAAGACCCCGUCAUGAAGUGGAGGGAAAACAUUGAUUAAAGAUUAUUUUAUUGAUCUAAAAUUAUUUAUGUUUACAGUUUUUAAAAAUAGUCCCAGUGAUUCCACGUCAGUUAGCGUUCCAUGGCGAUGGAUCUGCCUUUUGUGGUGGAUUUAACAUGAAACUGUCCUCUUUCAGCUCUCCUUCUCUGAGCUUUCAACCAAUGUAACUCAACAAAUGUCACAACUUUGAACCCUGCUGCUAUCAUCCCCACCGCUCAUGGUUUAAGUUUCUUUGUAGAGAUCACUAACAUAAAGUUUCUCUCACCUGCUCCGCUCGUUGAUCAUAUUGCUGGACAGGAUCCAAUAUGAAAAUGUCCGUAACCUGCUGAUUUAGCAUGCUAUCCAAACUAACGUUUUAGCUACAUUGUUUUGAUGCUAACGGAAGCUAACGGUUUUACCUCACCUUACGGUCUAUGGUGUCAACAAGCAGAAGAUUCCUUGGAUUGAUUUGACAUGACAUGCAAUCAGUUUGUCUCUGGUAUUGUUCAUGUUAGUGAAAGUUAAUAACCGAUGUGAAGGGGUUUAGACCAAUCAGAAUCAAGCAUCUUACACAACGGGAAGAUCAGUUAGACAGGCGGGUAAUAAAGUUUCUUGUAUCGCAGAAAAGUUAGCUUUCCAUGCUGUUUGAGUAUGUGCCUCAGACACAUUAAUCAUCUGUAAAUGUAAACCUGUUGUUCAUCUAAUAUUUCAGUGUUUUUUUUUAGGGGGACAUUUUUUUCACAGAGAAAUGUUCCACUGCUUUUUGAAUACAAUGUUAGAUUUGAAGACUGUUGAUGCAUUCAGCAUUAUGAAACUUUAUUCCUAACAAACAAACAAACAAAGGUCAUUAACCACACCUCAGCAGACGGUGCUCCUAUUACAUAUACGGAUAUCUUAAAGGAGGUUUUUCAAGAUGGUACAUGUUGCUAUUUUUUAUGCUUAAUUUUUUGUAGUUGUGUCUUUGUUGUUAAAUAUUUUCAUACACAUGUUGGGAUGUUUGUUUUGUGUUUUUUUUUGCAGGUUAAUCUGCUUGCUACAUUUCCUUAAAAAAUGUUGAAAGUGGUUUAUCACAUAAUUCAUACAAACAAAAAAAAGAAGGUAAUAUAAAUCAUUACCAUUUUUUCUUUUUUUUCCACUUUUACAGUUCAGUAAAAUGUUGGAAAAAUAAAUUUGACACGUUAAUAAAAAAUGACC
This is a messenger RNA of Notolabrus celidotus (New Zealand spotty), 3426 nucleotides long. Its product is annotated as zinc-binding protein A33-like. The coding region runs from base 245 to 1954 and encodes 569 amino acids. Gene Ontology annotation, molecular function: protein binding; zinc ion binding. NCBI's taxonomy places the organism in Eukaryota, Metazoa, Chordata, Actinopteri, Labriformes, Labridae. The transcript has 3 exons. The record is from RefSeq and is a predicted model, not a curated record.